Molecule: messenger RNA, 1115 nt
Organism: Glycine soja
Lineage: Eukaryota; Viridiplantae; Streptophyta; Magnoliopsida; Fabales; Fabaceae
Product: nucleolin-like
Exons: 2
Coding region: 282-845 (187 amino acids)
Source: RefSeq, a predicted model, not a curated record
GCCGCAAAGCGAAAUCACACUAUCUCCGCUGAAACGCAAGUGAUUUUACAUGGACCGUCCGAUUGAGUGACACGUGAUCGAUCCGCGUGAAAUCGUGUUUGAACGGCCGAGAUCAGCGCUGCAGAGCAACUGGGGGGAAGCGAAGGGAAGAGGCUGGUAAACUUGGCUGUUUUCUCCAUUAUCGCGUGCUCGGUUUUUGAUCGAGUUUUUCUCCGUUUGCAGCACAACGAAUUUCGAAAUCCCGUGGAGAACGUAACGUGCUCUGGUUUCUGGACUCGAAGAUGAAGGCCACAAAGGAAUUGAGCGAGCAAGUGGAGGAAAACGAGGUCAAGGUUUUGGUUGAGGAGGACGACGAAGAAUACGAGUCCGUGGAUGAAGUAGUAGACGACGCAGAAGACGAUGAAGACGAAGAAGAGGACGAUGACGUCGACGAAGGAGACGACAAUGACGACGAGGAAGAUGAUGCUCCUGACGGCGGUGACGACGACGACGACGACGAAGAUGAUGAAGAAGAAGGUGAUGUCCAGCGUGGUGGUGAGCCUGACGACGACGAUAACGACUCAGACGACGACGACGACGAAGAUGAAGACGAGGAGGACGAGGAGGAGCAAGGGGAAGAGGAGGAUUUGGGAACAGAGUACCUUAUCCGCCCUUUAGAAACUGCUGAGGAGGAGGAAGCAUCAAGUGAUUUUGAACCAGAGGAGAAUGGUGAGGAGGAGGAAGAAGAUGUUGACGACGAGGACUGUGAGAAGGCUGAGGCUCCACCGAAAAGAAAGAGGUCAGAUAAAGAUGAUUCAGAUGACGAUGAUGGAGGCGAAGACGAUGAGAGACCCUCUAAGCGGUAGAGUUGGGUCCAUUCUUUGCUUAAGGGCUUAAACUAUAGGUUAACUUAUCUCCCCUUGUCCCUUAAAAACAUUUCAGGGAAUUGUUUCAUUUUCUCUUGCAUCAUUAUGGUGCUACAUUAUUAGGCUUUAUUACUUUCAUGUUUGGUGCAUAGUUUAUAACAUUUGGUAGAACAAAUUUUGCAGACUUGAAUGUUUUCUUUGAGCUACUUUGUAGCUCGGUAUAUCUCAUGUUAUGUAUCACUAUCUGUUGGUAGAUUUCUUCUGCCUUUA